Molecule: messenger RNA, 2538 nt
Organism: Physcomitrium patens
Lineage: Eukaryota; Viridiplantae; Streptophyta; Bryopsida; Funariales; Funariaceae
Product: heat shock protein 90-2
Biological process (GO): protein folding
Molecular function (GO): ATP binding; ATP-dependent protein folding chaperone; ATP hydrolysis activity
Source: RefSeq, a predicted model, not a curated record
CCUCAUUGCACGUCGUCUCUCGGUGUUUACAGCUCUCACCCUCUGCUGCAUUCGGAACAUAUUACUUCGGUCGUUCAGUAGCCGUUAGGGCUCAAUCGAUUGACCUAUACUCCAGUUUCGUUAACGAGGUUUCUUUCGCGGGAUUCGACCAGGGGCGUGGAUUGUGUCCCACUAUUUUUCUUGCAUUGAGGCGGUUAGGUAUUUGCGAAAGUCAUACAAGAUGGCGGACGGCGAUGCGCAGGUCGAGACCUUCGCCUUCCAGGCGGAGAUCAACCAGUUGCUUAGUUUGAUUAUCAACACUUUCUACAGCAACAAGGAAAUUUUCUUAAGAGAGUUGAUCAGUAACUCAUCCGAUGCCUUGGACAAGAUUAGGUUUGAGUCCCUGACCGACAAGAGUAAAAUGGAUGGGCAGCCCGAGCUGUUCAUUCAUAUUGUUCCCGACAAGGCCAACAACACCCUUAGCAUCAUCGACAGUGGUAUCGGUAUGACGAAGGCUGACAUGGUUAACAACCUGGGAACCAUUGCGCGGUCGGGGACCAAGGAGUUCAUGGAAGCCCUGACCGCCGGUGCCGACGUUAGCAUGAUAGGGCAGUUCGGUGUGGGUUUCUACUCUGCAUACCUGGUUGCGGAGAAGGUGGUGGUGACAUCGAAACACAACGAUGAUGAGCAGUACAUCUGGGAGUCACAGGCCGGGGGGUCGUUCACGAUCACUCGUGACACGAGCGGGGAGCAGCUGGGACGUGGAACGCACAUCAAGCUGUACCUGAAGGAGGACCAGCUGGAGUACCUGGAAGAGAGGAGGCUGAAGGACCUGGUAAAGAAGCACUCGGAGUUUAUCAGCUACCCGAUCUCGCUGUGGUCGGAGAAGACGACGGAGAAGGAGGUGUCGGACGACGAGGAGGACGAGGAGAAGAAGGAGGAAGAGGAGGGGAAGAUCGAGGAGGUGGACGAGGAGAAGGAGAAGGAGAAGGAGAAGAAGAAGAAGAAGGUGAAGGAGGUGUCGCACGAGUGGGCGCUGAUGAACAAGCAGAAGCCGAUCUGGAUGCGGAAGCCGGAGGACGUGACGAAGGAGGAGUACGCGGCGUUCUACAAGAGUUUGUCGAACGACUGGGAGGAGCACCUGGCGGUGAAGCACUUUUCGGUGGAGGGGCAGUUGGAGUUCAAGUCGGUGCUGUUCGUGCCGAAGAGGGCGCCGUUCGACCUGUUCGAUUCGCGGAAGAAGCAGAACAACAUCAAGCUGUACGUGCGGAGGGUGUUCAUCAUGGACAACUGCGAGGAGCUGAUACCGGAGUACCUGGGGUUCGUGAAGGGAGUGGUGGACUCGGAGGAUCUGCCGCUGAACAUAUCUCGGGAGACGUUGCAGCAGAGCAAGAUUCUGAAGGUGAUCCGGAAGAAUUUGGUGAAGAAGUGCAUGGAGAUGUUCGCGGAGGUGGCGGAGAACAAGGAGGACUACCAGAAGUUUUACGAGGCGUUCGCGAAGAACUUGAAGCUGGGGAUCCACGAGGACAGCCAGAACAGGUCGAAGCUGGCGGACCUGUUGAGGUACCACUCGACGAAGAGCGGGGAGGAGAUGACGAGCCUGAAGGACUACGUGACGCGGAUGAAGGAGGGGCAGAAGGACAUCUACUACAUCACGGGAGAGAGCAAGAAGGCGGUGGAGAACUCACCGUUUUUGGAGAAGCUGAAGAGGAGGGGGUACGAGGUGCUGUACAUGGUGGACGCGAUCGACGAGUAUGCGGUGGGACAACUGAAGGAGUACGACGGGAAGAAGCUGGUGUCGGCGACAAAGGAGGGGUUGGUGUUGGAAGAGACGGAGGAGGAGAAGAAGAAGAAGGAGGAGACGAAGGCGCGGUUCGAGCCGCUGUGCAAGGCGGUGAAGGACAUAUUGGGGGACAAGGUGGAGAAGGUGGUGGUGUCGGACAGGAUCGUGGACUCGCCGUGCGUGCUGGUGACGGGCGAGUACGGAUGGUCGGCGAACAUGGAGAGGAUCAUGAAGGCGCAGGCGCUGCGCGACAGCAGCAUGUCGAGCUACAUGUCGUCGAAGAAGACGAUGGAGAUCAACCCUGACAACCAGAUCAUGGAGGAGUUGAGGAAGAGAGCGGAGGUGGACAAGAACGACAAGAGCGUGAAGGACUUGGUGCUGUUGCUGUUCGAGACGGCGAUGUUGACAUCAGGGUUCAGCUUGGAGGAGCCGAACACGUUCGGGAACAGAAUCCAUAGGAUGCUGAAGUUGGGACUGAGCAUCGACGACGAUGUCACGGAAGCCGAUGCAGACAUGCCACCACUGGAGGCUGAUGCCGAGGAGGAGGGCUCCAAGAUGGAGGAAGUAGACUAAAUGAUUAGGUAGGGCAGUUUAUUUAAGUGGUGAACAAUUUUGUGGAUGUUGUAAGGAAUGUAACCGGGUGAUUGAAACCCUGUUUUGUAGGAUAGCAAAUAGAUGAGUUGAUGGAUUGUUUUACACUUUCCCUCAUUUGAUUUGGACAAUAUCCUCCCCCCAAUGAACACAGUAACGAUAUUUCAUUUAUUUUUCCCGUUUAC